AGAGCUGCUGCCUCGGAGCAGGAAAGCCACGCGUGCACCCCAGUUGCAAGGUUGCAAAUGCUCCCAAAGCCGCGCCCCCCCUUACCAAUCAUUAAUCAUCACCAGGCCGACAAGCGAGGGGGAAAAGGCCAAGUGUCUGCAACCCUGAAGCAGUGCUGACCGGAUCUGUGCAGUGGAAGCUUGCUCUGCCCCUGUCGAGGUGGACAGUCCUUUGGGAAGGUCAUCAGGACCCGCACACAAGAGGCUCAGCCUGCAGCUGGAGGUCUGAAGAGGGAGCUUCUGCUUAACUGGCAUCACCUCCAUCAUCUUCACCAUGCGGCAGGAAGGAUUCUGGAGUGCCUUGGAGUACACCUGCCGAUUGCUGGGCAUCACCACUGCAGCAGUGCUGAUCGGCGUGGGUGUAGAAACUCUACAGCGAGGGCAGUUCAAAAGCCUGGCUUUCUACCUGCUUUUUUCAGGGGUUGCAGUUACUGUCUGUGAAGGCUUCUUCUUUCUCAGUUUGUUCCUGGAGAUGUUCUUCACAUAUGAGCCUGACUCUUUGGCACAUUCCUGCUGGAAGCAAGCCAGACGCCCAGGGAGUUUCCAGAAAUUCCUGGGGUACACUCUGCUCUCGGUGGCUUGCUUCUUGCAUCCCGUCAUCAUCUGGCAUGUUACCAUACCUGGGUCCAUGCUAGUGCUCACUGCCUUGGCCUACUUCCUGCUGAGCAAGAGGAGAAAGACCCCAGGGCAUAAAGAGGCGCAUCCUGAAGCAGGCCAAUAUGUGGACCCUUCAGCCACCAUGGCAGCCCCAACCAUUGCUGGUGACACAGAGCAGACCUACACCUUCCACGAGGCCCAGAGGGAGCAGCAUUGCUCACUGCUGGGCCACAUGAAGAGCAUCCUGAAGGGCAGCAGGGACAGAAGUCUGACCUCUGCAGCUGCACUCCAACCAGAGGUCCCACCAGCCCCACGCAAGCAAGUGCACUUCCAGGAGAAAGUGGUGCAAAUAAUACCUUCUGUCAGUGAAAGCCUGGAUGACGUGGAGAGUGAGGCUGAAGAAACCACAUCAGACACAGCACCCAUCCUCACCCCUCCUGAUACCCCUGUCGUCCUUUCUCCCCUCAGUCCCACAGGACUGUUUUGAGGACUCACCAAGAACAAGGACAAAGCAGGCACGCUUGUACUGGUGUUCCUCCAUGAUAUUCAGGCAUCUGAUGGACCUCAUGCUAUGGGCAGUGCUGCUACAAUGACUAGACUAUCACAGCCUCCUCUGAGCAUGUUAUGGCCUGGCAGGUCAGCAGGAAAUCCCACAGGCCAACCCCGCUGCUAGCAUGGAGGAUGAGGGGUGGAGUGUGCAUCAUUUAUGCCCCAGCGUGGAGGGGUGGCCCUCCCUACCCUGUCUGGUUCACCUGUUCUGCAGGGACUGCCUGUACAAAGCAGGCCUACACCUGGUGAAAGGGUCUAUAGUGGUCUGUAGCCCUACAACACCAUGCCCACGGAACAAGCCAUGGAUUGACCAGCCUAUUGGAAAGUCAGUAAGAUUUCUUCUAGGGAAUCUCUCCCUAAAGCUUCAUGCAUUAUCUAUUACAGAAUGACACGCCAAAGCAGCAGCCCCUGCCUAAUAUCACAGCCAUGGCAUUUGCUUCCCAAGAGGCAGCAAGAAGGAUACCAUCAUCCUCUGAGCAGCCUCUGUUGGGAACAGUUGUCUUCUGACUGUCCUUGUUGUGCCUGGAAGAGCUCACGGAAGCUUGGAGUUAUCAAGCAUUCUUCUGGAGCUAGCACUUAAAAAAUGUUCUUUUUUGAGACAUGCUCUGAGCCUAGCAGGGGAGUCACCUCCCUGCAGGAGCAGGGAGGACACUAGGGAGCCCUCUGGAGCUUUGGGAUGCUGUAACACCUCAAGUUCCAAAGUUCAGCACUGCACUGUUCGGCAUAGCAGAUUGUGUUAAAUAUGGGCCCCAGAGAGCAAAGGCAAUAAUAAAGUUACAGUGCUGCCUCACCGAUCCCCUCCAA
Coturnix japonica (Japanese quail) is the source of this 1989-nucleotide messenger RNA. RefSeq names its product transmembrane protein 72 (gene TMEM72). The record is from RefSeq and is a predicted model, not a curated record. NCBI's taxonomy places the organism in Eukaryota, Metazoa, Chordata, Aves, Galliformes, Phasianidae.